ACAAAAGGAUCUGUGGGGUUGAAGGAGCUGGGUCUGUCCGUCCCUCCUCCUUGUUAGGGAUUACAGGCACAGGCCAGAUAUAUCUCCCCCUUCUGCUGGUGAAGCCAGGAGGGAGAAAGAAAAUAUCAAGAGCUCACCUAGCUAACUUCCAUAGUGCCCAAGGGAAAGUGGAGCUCAGAGAAGCAAGGACUUGCUCAAGAUCAUUGUCUGAGCAGCACACCUUCCCCCUGCAUAUGUCCCUAACAGCCUUUAACCUUCUAAGCAGGGGGAUUCUAAGCACCAAGGAAUCCACACGGCCCUGGACUAUUUGAUCCGGUUGUUCCAAAAACACAGGUAAGAAAGGGGUACCCAUUGCCCAUUGCCAUCAAGUGGAUUCCAACUUGUGCAACCCUACAAGACAGUGUACAACUGCCCAUGGGGUUUCCAAGGCUGUAAUCUUUACGGAAGCAGAUUGCCACAUCUUUCCCCUACAGAGCAGCUGGUGGGUUUGAACUAAAAACCUUUUGGUUAGCAGCCAAGCAUUUAACCACUACAGCACCUGGGAUCCUUAAAAAAGAGGUAGGGGCUAAAAAUCCUUUACAUAACUGAGUCAGAGCCCAGGUGGUGUGCGAAGAUGGCCAGUGAAGGCCAUCCUGCCUAAGUAUGGGUCUUCCAGUUGGCAGGUCCAUGGCUGGCAGGCCUCUGCCUCCCAGACUUCAGGAGGAGGAGAAGACUGCCAAAGACUCUGGGCCAAAACUACCAUCGGUGAGGCCCCUAGGCCGCCUGCCUAGCAUCGAUGAGGCUCGACCCACAGGUCCUGGUCUGGGCCUGGCCUCCCGUCGUGGCUCCAUGGGCCUGGCCACAUCCUUGUCACGCUGCAACUCGCUGGUGGGGCCAGGCGCAGGCCCUGGGGGUCGGCAACCAUCCCUGGGCCCCGUGCCCCCUCUAGGCUCCCGGGUCAGCUUCUCAGGGUUGCCCCUGGUUUCUGUGCACCGGGUGGCACCCUCGUACCGCACAGAACCCUCGCCCGGGGAGCGCUGGCAGGCUGCGCAGGCUCAAAGUGCUCUGGAGGCGGCGCUGGCCGUGGCGCUGCACAACAUGUGCUACUCAGGCUCGGAGGCCGGGCCGCUAGCGCUGGAGCUCUGUGAGCAGGUGCGCCUGCGCCUGCGCGAGUUCAGCCCUCCACGCUACAAGCUAGUGUGCUGCGUCGUGCUGGGGUCGCGCGCCGGCCAGGACGUGCGCGUGGUGAGCCGAGCACUGUGGGACACGGCGUGCGACGGGCUGGCCUCGGCCACCUUUACCAACGCCUCGCUCUUCGCCGUGGCGACGGUCCACGGGCUCUAUUGCGAGUGAGGAGGUCUCCAGUUUCUGCAAA
Trichechus manatus latirostris (Florida manatee) is the source of this 1354-nucleotide messenger RNA. It is a transcript of the gene DYNLT4, whose product is annotated as dynein light chain Tctex-type 4. NCBI's taxonomy places the organism in Eukaryota, Metazoa, Chordata, Mammalia, Sirenia, Trichechidae. The transcript has a single exon. Gene Ontology annotation, biological process: microtubule-based movement. The record is from RefSeq and is a predicted model, not a curated record. Bases 643 to 1332 code for a protein of 229 amino acids. Gene Ontology annotation, cellular component: cytoplasmic dynein complex; cytoplasm. Gene Ontology annotation, molecular function: dynein intermediate chain binding.